GUCAUAAAGCGAUAUUCUGAUUAGUAUACUGUGUUGUUAUUCUGUAAAGUGUAGUGAGAGUUUUUAAUCAGGUUUAUUUUUCUAUUUGUAAAGUAAAUCGUCCGUUGUGUAACUAGUUCGUACUUCCUUAGCAGUGACUAAGAAGUGCUCGUGCCAAAGAAAAAAUGUGUAACAAACCAGCUGUUAAAGAGAAACGCAGGAAUAAUGAAAAAAGAAAAGAAAAAUCGCGAGAUGCGGCCAGGUGCAGAAGAUCAAGAGAAACUCAAGUAUUCACGGAUAUGUCGGAAGCGUUACCGUUAACGCAACAACAAGUGAGCCAGCUGGAUAAAGCUUCCGUUAUGAGACUUGCUAUUGCUUUCUUGCGUGUAAAGCAAAUGAUAAAUAUAGUUCCUGAAGUUGCGGUUGAAAAAGAAGAAGUAAAUCUUGAUGAAAGCGUCUUCUUAAAAUCAUUGGAAGGAUUCCUUUUAGUUCUAUCACCAGAAGGAGAUUUUGUUUAUUUGUCAGAAAACGUCAGCGAAUAUUUAGGUAUUUCACAAAUUGAUUUAAUGGGUCAAACAGUUUAUGAAUACUCUCAUCCUUGUGAUCACGAUGAAAUUAGAGAAAUUCUUUCAACAAAAUCCCAUGGAAGUAAACAAGAUAAGAAAUCGUUUUUUAUUAGGCUUAAGUGUACAUUGACGAGUAAAGGAAGAUCUGUGAAUUUAAAAAGUGCUACCUACAAGGUUAUUCAUGUGACUGGUCACAUGGUACAAAAAUCUUUUAAAAAAGACAUUAAAGAUAGUAAUAAAGAUGAUGCUAAAGGAACCAUGCAACAAUGUCUAAUAGCUAUAGGACAACCAAUUCCUCAUCCUUCUAAUAUUGAAGCUCCUUUACCACAUCAAACGUUUUUAACUAAACAUAGUCUCGAUAUGAAAAUUACUUAUGCUGAUGAAAAAAUAGCUGAGUUUCUUGGAUAUAAAUCAGAAGAUCUAAUGGGAAAAUCAGUUUAUGAAUAUCAUCACGCGAUGGAUUCUGAAGCAAUCAGCUCUGCAUUUAAGUGUCUGUUUUCUAAAGGCCAGUGUGAAACGAGCAGGUAUCGGUUUUUAGCGAAAACCGGUGGAUACGUAUGGGUUUUGUCUCAAGCAACGCUCAUCUACGAUAAAAUGCAGAAACCGCAGAGUGUCGUUUGUGUGAAUUACGUCAUAAGUGAGAUCGAAUGUAAAGAUGAAAUUUAUUCUUCGUGUCAACUCCAAUCUAGUAUUAAAUUGGAAGCGGUGAAGAAACAACAACAAACGAAAGUUGAGGAUAAUAAUAAUAAUAGUGAGAAAUCGGUCGUUGUUGAAGGAAUUGCAAAGAAAGUUAAAGCGCCGAAUAAACCGUUGACGGUUACAGAAAAAAUUUUGGGGGGACCCUCAGAAAUUGGGCAAACUUUAAGACAAACGGCCACAUCAAAAUUAUUCGUGCCAAGAACCGAAGAAAUGAGUAAAGGGUUUAUUACGUUUUCGGAAGAGGAACCUGAUAUUACCAUGUUGAAAGACGAACCGGAUGCCGAUUUAACACAUUUGGCUCCAGUUGCGGGAGAUGUUUGUGUCCCUCUGGAUCACCAUAGUCACCCUUUUCUCGUAGACAUCGAAGAUUUUCUUUUAACAGGAGAGUUUCUAAGAGACGAUAAUGUAGCCUUAAGGGCCCCCACAGAUCCUUUUCUUACUUAUCGCGAUUUAUGUGAUCCCUCUCCACAGUUAUUAUCACCAAAUAUUUCUAAGAGUUCAGACUGUAGCUUAUUAAACAGCCCUACAGAUUCUUUACAAGACGAAGAUCAAAUGUCUACAUUUAUGUCUCUUCAAAUGGAUGACGAUCCAGACUUAGUAAUGAAAGCGCCGUAUAUUCCGAUGACUAUAUGCGAUGAUUUUCCUUUAUUAUCAUCUGAUGAAGUAAUGUGGAGCGAUAGCGAUCGGAGUAGUAAGAGUUCAACACCCGAUAGCCAAUUGGCACAGCUUUUAUUACCUGUAAAUACAAAUAACAGAUUUACAAACAGUAACGCAAACGAUCAUGGAGGUGGGUCAAUUAAAAAUGAAAAGACGGUUGUAAAUUCUUACGAAAAAAAUUCUUCACAUCAUUGGAAAAGUACAAAAGAAAAAGAUCAAAGUGUACCAAAAACCACAAACUUAACAACAAAUCAUAAACGUACAAGUUCGACAAGUUAUGAUAACACGUCGAAUAAACGAACGAAAGCCGAACCGAAAAAUAACAAUAAUAAUAAUGAUAAAAUCCCAUCGGAAUUAUUUCAACAGUUAAUUUCGUCGAAUAGAGGACGUCCAAAAUCGAAAAAUAAUUGGAGUGUUUUGGAUUCGGGGGGGCCGUUACAACACCAAAAAGCGACGUGUAUAAGUCAACCAAGCGAUAGUGUUUUAAUGAAUUUAUUGGAUGACGAAAAAGGUGCAAUAAACCCAAAACUACUAGAAGAACGUCUAAGAGAGCUUUCGUUUGCACGAAUCAUCCAAAAUCGUAAAGAUAAACGAGAAGCUGAAGAACGUGCUAAUAAAAUCCGAAAGAACUCAUUCAGUCUUUUAGAUUUAAAUAAUGGCAUCCCUUCGUUACUCGAUCUAACCGAACAAGAUUACGAAGUAAACGCGCCUGUAAACAGUAACUUAUUGCAAGGCGAAGACCUCUUGAUUGCUUUAGAAGUGCCUGAGCCGAUUUAGCCAGCGAUAAAAAAUUAAUAGAGGGAGAGUGAGCAGUGGUGUCGAUGAACGAGAGUUUGGAAUAAUUUUUUCUUCGUUUUUAAAUGAAAAAGAAAAUGAACAGGAAAAGGGAAAGAUUAAGAACUUUUCAAAAAAAAGUUUGAUGAUGGUGAUAAUUAUGAUUGAUAAUAAUGAUGAUGGUAAUGAUGAUGAUGAUAACGAUGGUGAUGAUUACGAUAAAAAGACGGGUUUUUUUUGGGUGGUUUUUAUUUUGGCAUGGAAAAAUACAAAUUAAAAUGUGUAUUUUGAGUCUCAUUUGCUAUUUAAUUAAUUUUUUUUUGUUAAUUUCAAGCUCUCUUUGUUCAUUGCAUUUUUUUUUGUUUAGUGUUUUUUCUU
Molecule: messenger RNA, 3053 nt
Organism: Onthophagus taurus
Lineage: Eukaryota; Metazoa; Arthropoda; Insecta; Coleoptera; Scarabaeidae
Product: HIF-1 transcription factor component sima
Biological process (GO): regulation of transcription by RNA polymerase II; cellular response to hypoxia
Cellular component (GO): cytoplasm; nucleus; transcription regulator complex
Molecular function (GO): DNA-binding transcription factor activity, RNA polymerase II-specific; RNA polymerase II transcription regulatory region sequence-specific DNA binding; protein dimerization activity
Source: RefSeq, a predicted model, not a curated record